CAGGGCAGGUCUGAUGUUCAAAACGCCAGCAGGAACUGCAGAUUUAAUGUAGGAUGUCUAAAACCCAGUGGAAGACAUGCACAUAGCUGUGUGUGUGUGUGUGUGUGUGUGUUCAGAAGUAUCACCAAAGAGCUUUCGAGGUGAAUCUCUCGGAAUAUCGAAACAGAAAACAUUAAUUUGAAAGGACCGGAGCAGCACGUGAGUGAUGACAAACUUUGCAACGCCGACCACAACAAGGAACUAUAACGCAACUAUUUCACAGCGCCAUUUGAAACGACAGCUCUAAUAUGUCUUUGAGGGUAAAACCGCGGAAGUUUACUAGGACGACCGAGUUUUGUUUAAUUUAGAUCAUAAGGCAGAAAUGUUGCCACGCAGUCGUUUUUGAGUUCGGAAUACCCUGCCGUGGUUACAUUCAUACAGUCAGUGUUUGGCAUUAACAGCAUUCGCUAACAAGUUUCACUUCACUUCGCAAACAGUCCAUUUUACAGCGAGAGUAAAGUCAGUCACUAUAAGUUCAGGUAAACCACAAUCAAAUCCCGUCUUAUUAUCGCGAUAGCUUAAAUAACACUUGUAUCCAUAGCGACAGAGUGGUUUCGUUGUAGUUCUGAUUCUGAUUCUGAGUCAUUUGUUGCAACGUGUUGGGUUCUCUGCUAUGUUUAAACGGAUUCCAUUUUAACCCACUACGUUUGUCUCUAAGCCUUACUUAAAAUAAGUCAUAUCUGUUUCAUAUUUGUUUCCGACUUUUUAAUUUUCAGUUAGUCAGUAUGUGGAAUCACUCUCUGUCAGAACCGAUCUGAGCGUAAACUGAAAAACUUAAAACGUUUAUUUCUUUAUUCGUUCUAAAAUAAUGAAACUUAGAAAGUAUUUAAGGGGCAGUGGGAGGGUCUUGGCUUUUGUCUUCAUUGCGUCUGUGAUCUGGCUCCUUUUUGACAUCGCAGCAUUGCGGAUAUCCAUCAGUGAUGUGAAUCAGGAUCUCAAAGAGAGAGAGAUUGCACUAAAACAGGGAAGGCGGAAAGACAAUGUAGAGAGUGUACUCAAACACCCCCUGCAAAAAGUAAACUUAGAAAAAAAGGAGUUUUCGAAAAAUAGCAACAGGUUUGAUAUGAAAGUUGAUAAGGUUUACAGAAAAAGACCAAUGGCAAAGCCAGAAAAUCAAGCUGAGUUAAAACAAGACAAACAUUUGAAUCCAGUGUAUUUGACUGACAAGUCUUUUGUCAAACAAAAUGAGGUAAUUAAUCAAAGUAAAGUUAAUCUAAUUGUGAACUCACUUGUCAAGGGAACAAUUAUUAGCAUCCCUGAAAAAAUAAACAAGACAAAAACUGUCAUUAAUGGCAAAAUGAAAAAUAUAACCACAAAGAUAAACAAAAUAAAAGCUGCUUUUAUUGGACAGAUAGAUGCAAAUCAUUACAUUAAUCAAGACAUUAAAGAAGAUUUAUUUACUAAAGCACUGCCUGUUGUCGAGGAGAAAAUGUAUCCUCCUGUGCUCAAAGAAAGCAGUGUAAAGAAAUCACAUAUUAAUGACAUAGUAGUGAUGCCACAUAAUGAAGUACAUGUAGAUGCGGGUUUACAGAAGAACUUGAGAAAUAAAUUGCUAAAACCGGCAGAGGGUGAUAAACAGAAGAACAGUGUUGAAAAUUCUGAUAAACAUGGCAAUACUUUCAGCAAAACGAAACCAGAUAUUAUUCCAAAUCCAAGUGAACUUAAAGCUCAGGACCCAGCAGAGGAGGCAUUACCACAGUCUACAAGUGUGCAGGUGAGGAGGUCAGGAGGGCAUCAUAAGGUUAUGGCCCUAGAUGUUACAGACAGCCCCAGAGAUCCCAGGGCGGUGGGACAGUUUGGACAGCCUGCAAGAGUUCCCAGAGAUAAAGAAUUAGAGAGUCGAAGACGUUGGAGUGAAGUUUUUAAUGUAUUCCUGAGUGAACAGAUACCGAUAGACAGAGCCAUCCCAGACACCAGACCUCAAAUAUGUUCAGAAAACCUUGUUCAUGAUGACUUGCCCAAUACUAGUGUGAUCUUCUGUUUUGUGGAUUUAGUUUGGUCCACUCUGCUGCGCUCGGUGCACAGUGUGCUCAACAGAUCUCCUCCACACCUCCUCAAAGAGAUCAUUCUGGUGGACGACUCCAGCACCAAAGACUACCUGAAGGAACAGUUAGACAUUUAUAUGUCUCAGUUCCCUAAAGUACGAAUCAUCCGUCUGAAAGAGAGACAAGGUCUAAUCAGAGCCAGAAUCGCAGGGGCUUCUGUUGCAACAGGUGAAGUCUUGACAUUCCUGGACUCUCACAUUGAGUGUAACGUGGGGUGGCUGGAGCCGCUGUUAGAAAGAGUUUACCUGGACCGCAAAAUGGUCUGUCCUGUUAUUGAGGUCAUCAGUGAUAAGGACAUGAGUUACAUGCUUGUUGAUAGUUUCCAAAGAGGCAUUUUCAGAUGGCCACUGGUGUUUGGCUGGAGUGCCCUACCAGAGGAAUAUAUUAGAAAGAACCAGAUCAAGGAUUCAGACCCCAUCAGGUGUCCUGUUAUGGCAGGGGGUCUUUUCUCUAUAGACAAGAGCUAUUUCUAUGAACUGGGGGCAUAUGAUCCAGGCCUGGAUGUCUGGGGUGGGGAAAAUAUGGAAAUCUCUUUCAAGAUCUGGAUGUGUGGAGGUGAGAUUGAAAUCAUCCCCUGUUCACGUGUCGGCCACAUUUUCCGUGGUGAUAACCCUUACAAGUUCCCUAAAGAUCGGGUGAAGACAGUCGAGAGAAACUUGGCCAGGGUUGCAGAAGUGUGGCUGGAUGACUAUAAAGAGCUGUUUUAUGGCCAUGGCUACCACCAUCUGCUGGACAAAAGUAUGACUGAUAUAGGAAAUCUGACAGAACAGAUUGAACUGAGAAAAAAACUAAAGUGUAAAAGCUUUAAAUGGUACUUGGAGAAUGUCUACCCAGACUUGACCCCUCUGGUCAAAGCAGAAGGACUGAUUUUCAAUGUUGGAACCAGAAAAUGUUUGGUAUUUCAAAAUGACAUUUUAUUUUUUGAUAAAUGUGAUCUCACAAAUAAGAGUCAACACUUCAGCUACACUUGGUUAAGGUUGCUUCGUCAGAACACUUCCUGCUUGGCUCCUCUGGAAAAACAGAUUAUCAUGGAACCAUGUGACAACACAAAGCCACAUCUCCGCUGGAUGCACAAGUCUCGUAAAGGUUUGGCGGAGAAUGUGAUGAUCGAGGGUCAUUCCCAACCCAUUUGCCUGGAAGCUGGAGUGAAAGCUGACAGCAUCUUCCUCAAAGACUGUGAUCCUAUCAGUACUUUUCAGAAAUGGCAGUUUACACACUACUACGCUGAAUGAAAUGUUCCAGAAUAUCGCUCACAUAUUGUCCAUAAUAGCAUUGACAUCUGUGCAUGCGUUUUUUUUAAUAGCUUAUAGGUGGUUUGAUGAGAGUCCACUUAAUGCACUGUGUAUGCUACAUAUGGUUUUUGACACUCUGAAUCAUUAGGGUUUGAGGUUCAGAUCAGGGAAUCAGGUCUUCUCUUUUAGUUAUUCUAGAUAAUUUGUAUUUGUGUGAUUUGCUUGGGAAACACUGGUGUGGAUAGCAAAUGAAACAUGGGGUUUUCUACAACAAAAACAUUUAGAAGUACCCAUGUGAUAUUUCACAAUAAAGUUAUUGUUGCUUGUAACACAAGGAUUUAAUGUUUAGAUCUGGUUUAAGUCAUUAUGAAAUGACUGACUUUACAAUCAUGUUGUGACAUUUUUGCAAGUAAAAAAAAAUUAUAUAUUAUUGUUGAAAGUGAUGCCUAUAAGUGCCUGUUGUAGAUGCCAGAUGACCCUAUCCAAUGGCGUGGCAGAAUGUUUUCUGCAUUUUCUGUUCUUCAUGUGCACUCCACUUAAUUAUAGGAUAUAUGGUCAUUUAUCUUGA
This is a messenger RNA of Puntigrus tetrazona (Sumatra barb), 3884 nucleotides long. RefSeq names its product polypeptide N-acetylgalactosaminyltransferase 5. NCBI's taxonomy places the organism in Eukaryota, Metazoa, Chordata, Actinopteri, Cypriniformes, Cyprinidae. The record is from RefSeq and is a predicted model, not a curated record. Gene Ontology annotation, cellular component: Golgi apparatus.